AAUCCAUCAAAAUAUAAACAAACAACGGAGCAAAAUAAACGUAGCUCAGAAUCGGCUGUUCGCGUUCGUUUUACUUUUGUUACCUUUAUUCUGCGUCGUACAAAAAGUGGCCGUGUAUCGAGUGUUUUUUUCAAUUUGAUCACUUCAACAGCACAAUGAGCGAUUCGAAGAAGAAAACGGGAAACAUCCUGUCCAAUGUGGGCCCACCCUCCGAGCUGCCCAGCUUCAUUACGGCGAACGUGGCAGCACCACCAGCUGGUGCGGAAAGUGUGCCGCCUGCCGCCCCGAUGGUCACCGCAGACGAUACGACGAAGAGGGAGGAAACGGAUCCGUUCAUACCGACCACGUUCAGUCCGGCGAUUCCUGCCAGCAAGGACACGUCGCAGUUUACUGCCGAUCAGGCAAUGGCGGCCGCUGCUGGUGUGCGCCCGGCCGAGCCGACGCUGCCCGACCAGUCCGUGGGGAGAGAUUUUGCUAGCAUGAUCCUGAACCCGGAACCGGUCGCGGCGGCCCUUAGCCCCAUCACUCAGAGCGGCUCGGCCCUGUUCGGGUGGAUGAAGGGUGCCGUGUCGGGCAGUGGCAUUCUGCAGAAGGUGGCCGAAAAGGCGAAGAACUCGGUCGACACGAUCGUUACCACGCUGGACCCGCAGAUGAAGGAAUACAUAAAUUCCGGUGGCGAUACGGAGGUGAUUGUGGCAUCGGACAAAGACGACAAGGUUCGCCCGAUACGGGAAGCAUUUCAGACAGUAUUUGGCAAGGCCACCAUCAUUGGCCUAGCCGCCCAAGCGGUUGGCAUUGCCGCCCAGCCAGUUGGGUUUGCCGCCGGCCUAAAGGGUGCCGAGCAUCGUAUCAACAGCAUCCGGGCUGAAAAUCCCCGCGUGGACGAUCAUCUGCCGGUGGUGGCGGUGGAGAACUUUGUCGUAGAACUCUUUCCCGACCAAUGGUUCGAGGCCGGUGCGAUUGUACUGUUUGAUUAUGCGAAAAAUAUCCUCCUGAAAACGGUGACGCAGAUGACGCCCAUACCGCUGCCGGUCAUUGCUGCCCUGCAAGCCGACACACCGGAGGAUUAUAUGCUGAAGGAUACCGGAUUCGCCACUACGGUCGGUAGCGUUAUGGCCAGGAAUCUGAAUACCUCACACACCGAAUGGCACCGUUCGUACACGUCCGUGUCCCGCUCGGAGAUGAUACUGACCGCGGCCAAAACGAUAGCGACACUGUACAAGCAUGCCGUGCUCGACUACGAACUUACCGUGGCGUCGCAGGUGGAUUCAGCAGUGGGAGCAACGGCCGGACCAUCCACUACCGGCGGCGAUGGCGGCGAUGGUACACCCCAACCGGCGGAAUAAGAAUUAAUGUUCACCAUCAUUAGGGCUUGCCACUGUAAUCAGUACUGAGCUGGUGCUGCCCCCAGAGGACCUGCGAGCUACAGCCGGAUGGACAAAUGAAUUAAGCACAUCGUGUGUGGUGGAAGCGUUUUCGUGACGAUCGUAGUCCAAGAUAUUGCAAAAGAAGGGGUUUUGUGAAGAGCUGAUCGCUUGUUCCACACAAGAUGAUGGCGGCAACGGUUAGCAUUUAGAGGAGCUCUUCACCUUCUUUUACAGACCCAUAUCGAGAAAGACAAGGUAUAAUGGAAAAAGUAUCGACCAACAAUCCCAUUGGGAGUGAACAGCAGCAAGAAAGGAGUGAAAAAGUACACACAAGUUUUAAUGUUCGUUUGGGUGGCGCCCGUUACGUGACGGUGUAGAAUAAGAGAAUCCUUUUUUUAUUGUUUUGACCCUCUCCUUCCGAGACACCGAGAUUCCCUUUUGCCCGAGUUGCGAAUGGGAAAAUCGGCAUGAUUUUCAAUUUAUUGAUUCAACCCAUGAGAUUUAACCGACCGACCCGGAUCACACAAGAAUCGCACGGCAUUGCCUGCUGAAUAGGAUCGCGUGAAUCUCGUACGCUCGAAAGAUGUGACAGAGAGAGAGAGAGAGGUAAUUUCUUGAAGGUGUCGAGCGUGCGCUUAUCAAAAUUAUACGACCAUAGUUUAUUAUAUAGCACUCGUUGAAACUGUAAGCCUAUUAUCUUAAUAAUCACCAGUAAUAAAACGCAAACUGUAAGCAGCCAUUCUUAAACAAAUGGAACGAAAUGAAA
Anopheles merus is the source of this 2133-nucleotide messenger RNA. Its product is annotated as protein PRRC1-like. Lineage: Eukaryota; Metazoa; Arthropoda; Insecta; Diptera; Culicidae. Gene Ontology annotation, cellular component: cytoplasm. The record is from RefSeq and is a predicted model, not a curated record. The transcript is spliced from 5 exons. Gene Ontology annotation, molecular function: protein kinase A regulatory subunit binding. Gene Ontology annotation, biological process: activation of protein kinase A activity. The coding region runs from base 156 to 1346 and encodes 396 amino acids.